AUGUCCGAAUCUCAAACUCAAGAGUCAGUCGUCUGGACGUUAGAUAACUUAAUACCAAAAGACUAUAACAAACACACAAUUCCUGUAAUUAAUGGCUCGCAGAUGACUAUAUCUAUUGGUAUUGAAGUCUUUGAUUUGGUUAGCGUUGUCGAGUCCGGACAGUAUUUUGUAAUGGAUUUUAAUUUUCAACAAAAAUGGAAAGACCACAGACUUGUGUUGCCUAUCAAUAUGCAAAGGGAUAGCAAUAUAAUACUGGACUCUUCGUGGGCGUCCAAGUUGUGGACUCCGGACACCUAUUUUAGCAAUGCUUUAGAAACGAAAAUUUUAAGUGUUUGCAAAAUGGAUUUGUCUCAAUAUCCACAGGAUAUUCAAUACUGUUCAGUCGAUAUCGCCAGCCGUAAUUUUAUUUAA
Medioppia subpectinata is the source of this 411-nucleotide messenger RNA. The record is from the annotation of a GenBank genome assembly. Lineage: Eukaryota; Metazoa; Arthropoda; Arachnida; Sarcoptiformes; Oppiidae.